AUGCCACAUCUCCCUUCAAAAAAAAAACAAAAAAGGACGCUGCCAUUCUUCUCAGUCUAUUGUGCCUUGUUCAGUGUCCCAUACUAUUCACAAAGCCCAUUCAUUCAAAAAGAAGGUAUGUCGUCCUACUUCCUGGUGUCCCUCUACCACUCACAAAACACCCCCUUGCCAUGCUUAUCCAAAAAAAAGAACACCCCCUCGCCGUGCCUUAUCAAAAAAACAAAAGAACACCCCCUCGCUGUGCUCAUCCAAAAAAAAGUGUCCCUCUACAACUCACAGAACACCCCCUCACCGUGCCUUAUCCAAAAAAAAGAACACCUCCUCACCAUGCCUCAUCCAAAAAAAGAACACCCCCUUGCCGUGCCUUAUCAAAAAACAAAAGAACACCCCCUCACUGUGCUCAUCCAAAAAAAAAAGAACACCCCCUCACUGUGCCUCAUCCAAAAAAAAGGUACAUUGUCCCAGCUCACGCAGCAUCCCUCUACAACUCACAAAACACCCACAGACCACCCCCUCACCAUGCUCAUCCAAAAAAAAAGCAUCCCUCUACAACUCACAGAACACCCCCUUGCCAUGCUCAUCCAAAAAAAAAGCAUCCCUCUACCACUCACAGAACACCCCCUUGCCGUGCUCAUCCAAAAAAAAAAAGCAUCCCUCUACAACUCACAGAACACCCCUUCGCUGUGCCUCAUCCAAAAAAAAGAACACCCCCUCACUGUGCUCAUCCAAAAAAAAAGCGUCCCUCUACAACUCACAGAACACCCCCUUGCCGUGCCUUAUCAAAAAAAAAAGAACACCCCCUUGCUGUGUCUCAUCCUACAAAAGACUCAGAUGGUGAAGACCAAGCAGACAGCUAAGAAGACCACUGGGGGUAGAGCUCCCAGGGUAUCUCUUGCUGGUCUGAAAGCUAGGGAAAAACAUGCUGCCAAGUCAAGCAAGGCCCAUGCUAGGAAGGCCCCUGUUGCCAAGAAGAGAAGGAUGAGGAACUUGGCAAGGAUGGAGGGACAUUGUGGCCUUGUGAUCAGGCAGGUUGCAGAAGGGUAUCCUCAGCCCUAUUUUGGCUUCUACUUGUCAGGCAAGCCAGUCCUGAAACACCCUCUUGUGGUCAUUGGGGGGUUUGAGCAUGCCACCACCUCUGAAGUGGCUGGUAACUCUACUGCCAUUAUCCACCUCCACCUUGAGUCUCUAGAGCUUGGCCAUGCCCCUGUGCAUAUCCUUCACACCAUGUUGCAGGGAUAUUUCAGACAAGACACCUACCACUUCUCACAACUGCCCUUCAACUUUGCCACUGAGGAGUCCAGAGCUGCCUAUGACACUGCAGCAUCAAAGCUAGCUUCAAGUCUGACUACCUUUGCUAAGGUAGUCAUUUUCCUUACUACCCAUACUGAUGAAGACAGGGGGGAUCUGUUCUCUGGAAUGGAGAAUAAGGUUCCAAUAGCCACAGAGGUCUUUGAGUUGCAGUUUCUGCAAGGCCUUCUGUUACCCCUCUCCAACAUUGUCAAGGGUGGAGACCUCAUCUUCUUUGUAUGUGGUUCUACUGUAAGGAAGGAGCAGAGCUUCCAAGGACUGAAGGCAGCUGUGCAACAUUUCAAGCCAAGGUCCAUGUUGCUUUUUGAUGCUGAGAGACUUCAACUAGUCACCACCAUUCCCUUCCUCAUGAGUGUCCUUGACUCCACCCUUGUUCAAGGCUUCCAUGUCCAAAGUGCAGUCAGGCACUCCAACAUCAUCCUGAUGUUGUGGCAGGAGAAGGUAGUGGUAGAGAAAUUUGUCUGGACUGACAAGUUCAUCAGGCCUUGGGGACAACAAUUGCCUGCCCAGUGCCCUCAAUGUUAUAGCAUUCAGAAGUGGGAAGCUGGUUGUUCAGGGCAGACUUAUUCCUAUGAGUGCAAGAAUCCUGGCUGUGGGAAGGACACACAAGGCACAUCUCAGCCUCCCCAAACCUAUACUAUCUGCAUGUCCAAAGGGGCUACCAAACUGACACAGGGAAAGGGGCAAACAUCAUCCUGA
Pisolithus orientalis is the source of this 2007-nucleotide messenger RNA. RefSeq lists its product as uncharacterized. The record is from RefSeq and is a predicted model, not a curated record. The transcript has 23 exons. Bases 1 to 2007 code for a protein of 668 amino acids. NCBI's taxonomy places the organism in Eukaryota, Fungi, Basidiomycota, Agaricomycetes, Boletales, Pisolithaceae.